GUAAAAAAAAAAAACAUGAGUGAUAGUGCCUUUUUGUGGGGCAUGGUUCCUUUAAAUAUCAGCCAUUCCUUCCUUUCAACGAUUCAUCCACUUCCAUUUUCUUUUCUUUCUCCUCUGUGUGCUCCAUUUUCCUUCUGCGUUUCUCCACUCACCAUGCUUCCAAAGUUCAUCAACAUUAGCCCCUUUAAAGUUGAACACCAACAAGAACUGAAGCAUGUCAACAAAAGAAGAAAGCAUGAGAAAUCGUUUGAGAGUAGCAGCGUUGGUUUGAGACUUCUCCCUCAAAUCACCACCACCUCAAACAACACAUCAAACGUUCUCUUCAAAUCUGCAAUGAGAAAGCCAAACCAUUAUUCCAUCCCUCACGACUUCUGCUUCCUUAAAACUUGCAAUCUCUGCAAUAAACACCUCAGUCCAGACAAAGAUAUUUACAUGUACAGAGGAGAUCAAGGUUUCUGCAGCGUGGAGUGUCGAAACAGACAAAUAGUUUUGGAUGAGAUGAAGGAAUUAGAAAGCUCGACGAAGAAAAUGGUGGCCUCUUACAGACAAUGUUGCGGUGAGGCGCGUGAAGAGACUCGUCUUAUACUGAAGGACCUUCGAAUGCAGAGACUGAAAUCUAGAGUGUGAAGAAAAUUUUCCUUAUCAGAAUAAUGAAAACCACUGGAAAUAAUAAUUUUUGUAGAUUCCUGCAAAGGAAAAACAUGUUAUACUGUUCAUCUUUGUUUUUGAGAAUUUUGACAGAAUGAUUGUGA
Vigna unguiculata (cowpea) is the source of this 752-nucleotide messenger RNA. RefSeq names its product FCS-Like Zinc finger 17-like. The record is from RefSeq and is a predicted model, not a curated record. Lineage: Eukaryota; Viridiplantae; Streptophyta; Magnoliopsida; Fabales; Fabaceae.